Molecule: messenger RNA, 8615 nt
Organism: Alligator sinensis (Chinese alligator)
Lineage: Eukaryota; Metazoa; Chordata; Crocodylia; Alligatoridae
Gene: CARD11
Product: caspase recruitment domain family member 11
Exons: 25
Coding region: 1735-5214 (1159 amino acids)
Biological process (GO): regulation of apoptotic process; positive regulation of canonical NF-kappaB signal transduction
Molecular function (GO): protein binding
Source: RefSeq, a predicted model, not a curated record
AAGCUGCAAAUGCUGCAAGUAAACCACCAGGGGCUGUAGUUGUUCAAUGGGUUACUUGCUCCUGUCACUCCAGCACUACCAUAAAGAGGGGAAUACCUCAGUCCUUUGAGGGAAAGGAUAUUCUGGAUCAUGCAAAGGCAAUGGACAGCUGGUGGGAUUUUGCUUCGAGUGGUUGGUGGCAGUGCCCAUCUAAUGUAUCUGAAACAGAAACACGGCUACCUUCAGUCCAAACCAUUCAGCAGAGCUAUGAAUCUUAGAGGAAUACCCUGAGGCAUGAAGCAAGACUGCAGCAAGAAUAAAUGAUACCCCUCAUGGCCCUUGCAUCCAAAGUUUCCAAAAUGCUGUGCUGUCUAUAAUGAACAAAACCUGCAUGGUGAUGUAGGUAUGCAUACCUUUCCUCCUUUUUAGAUGGGAACACUAAGCCACAAAACAAUGAAGGUCCAAAAGUUUAAAAGCAGACCAUGGAUUUGGGUGUGCAAAUUUAGACACCUGUGUGGACAAAACUUUCAAAUGUGCCUGCCUAGACAUUGGCAUCUAAAUCCAUUUUUAUGCAUCUAUGUAAAAGGUCUGGAUUGUGUUCCCACUGCAUGCCCAGAGCUCCAACUGAAAGCAGUGGGAGGAGUGAGGGCUUAACACCUUUGCAAACCAGCCCCUUGUUAGCUAAAAUUCAUCACCCAGAACUUAGAGGCCACUUCUGAAAAUUUAGCCUUCAGUGCCUUGCUAAAGGCCAUAAAGAACUGGUGGCAGAUCCAGGAAUAAAAUACCAGCUCACCUGGUUCCUUAAACAAAUAAUGAUUUCCCUAUUGCAUUUUGCACUCUGGUUUUCAUUUUAAAAAAAGAAACAGCACAAAAAUCCCUCUAUUUUGGUUCAAUAGCACUCUGUGCACUGCAUUUAUCCGUGCAGAAAAGCACUGUUCUGCCCUUGCUGUUGUUAAUUUUGGUAGCAGGCACCAUAUAGAUGCAGGGGGAGAGGCAGUUGCAAUUGCCCCUUGUAAUCUAGACAUGUACAAAGAAAGAGAAUGAGAUACAACGUGCGCUCAGCGCUCACAGUAAUUAUAGGCACACAACCUGCUAUUUCCAGCUUUAAAAAAGUUAUCAUUUAUAUGUAACAGUUUCUAUUGUAUAAAUAUUAUUUAUAUUAACUCUCACGCAGCUGUUUCUAUAUUAAUAAACAGUUAAGACCAGCAUUUUCUGUGUUGCGGUUUCUUUUUGAAUACCACCAGCCUGCGAACAUCUGCAAACAAAAUGCGGAAGUCCGAGGGACCCAGAUAAUUCACCACUUCCAAAAUAAACUUCCUCCUCUUCAUCACGAGGACAACACCCUGUGCGUUUCUAUUUCUCAUAAAGGAACAACCAAAUGAUCCACAGAGACAGUUGAACCUUGUGCUAACACUGCUGUCUAAAAUACGGUGCUCGGGUUCUGCUUGGCUCAGUCCUGGUACAUUGGCAGGAAUCCGGAGCAAGGUAAUGGAAACGCUUGCAAGGCACUGGCAGGAUUGAUUUCUGUACCAUCACAGCGAGUCUCCUCUUGGCACUGCCAAUCCUGACUAGUACUCUGGCAGUGGGAGCCUCUUCACAUCAGUGUGUUGGCAGGGCCGGCUUGACAGCUGAAUAACAACUCAUCCGUCCAGAGGACUGUUCCUGUGCUGUUCUUGGAGUCGCUACGAGAAGUUCGCUGCCUGGCCUGCCUGUGGAAUUCCACCUGACAAAGAGACCCCAGGAGGAGAGCUAGAGAUGGACGACUGCCUGGAGACGCUGAAAGAUGAGGAGGAAGCCUUGUGGGAGAACGUUGAGUGCAAUCGGCACAUGCUAAGCCGGUACAUCAAUCCGGCCAAGUUGACCCCAUACCUACGGCAGUGCAAAGUGAUCGACGAACAAGAUGAAGACGAAGUGCUCAACUCGCACAUGCUGCUCUCCAAAAUUAGUCGAGCAGGCCGACUCUUGGACAUUCUGCACACAAAGGGCCAAAGGGGCUAUGUGGUUUUCUUAGAGAGCCUUGAAUUUUACUACCCUGAACUCUACAAAUUGGUGACGGGGAAAGAGCCUACACGGAGAUUUUCCACUAUUGUUGUGGAGGAGGGACAUGAGGGCCUCACACAUUUCUUAAUGAAUGAGAUCAUUAAGCUGCAGCAACAAGUGAAGGCAAAGGAUGUGCAACGCUGUGAACUCUUGGCUAAAUCUCGCCAGUUGGAGGAUGAGAGGAAGCAGCUGAAAUUGAACAAGAUAGAGCUGCUGACGUUCCAGGAGCGGUACAACAAGAUGAAGGAGGAGAGGAACAACUACAAUGAUGAGCUGAUUAAGGUGAAGGAUGAGAACUACACUCUGGCCAUGAGAUAUGCUCAGCUGAGUGAAGAGAAGAACAUGGCAGUAAUGAGGAGCCGGGACCUCCAGUUAGAGAUUGACCAGCUAAAGCAUCGAUUGAAUAAGGUAGAGGAGGAAUGCAAGUUGGAAAGGAAUCAGUCACUGAAGCUGAAGAAUGACAUUGAAAACCGACCGAAAAAGGAACAGGUUCUGGAACUGGAGCGGGAGAAUGAGAUGAUGAAGACUAAAAUCCAGGAGUUACAAUCUAUUAUUCAGGCUGACAAACGUAGCUUGCCAGAUUCAGACAAAGCCAUUCUGGAUAUACUGGAGCAUGACCGUAAGGAGGCACUAGAAGACCGCCAUGAGCUAGUCAACAAGAUCUUUAAUCUCCAAGAAGAAAUCCGUCAAGUAGAGGAUCUGAGAGACAAGUACCUCGAGGAGAAAGAAGACCUGGAAUUAAAGUGCUCGACACUGGGGAAAGACUGUGAAAUGUAUAAGCACCGCAUGAACACUGUAAUGAUUCAGCUAGAAGAAGUGGAAAAGGAGCGUGACCAGGCCUUCCGAUCCCGCGAUGAGGCACAGACCCAGUACUCUCAGUGCCUGAUCGAAAAAGACAAGUACAGGAAGCAGAUCCGGGAGCUGGAGGAGAGGAACGAUGAACUCCGAAUCGAGGUUGUCCGCAAAGAGGCGUGCAUCGUUAAUCUGGAAUGCAAACUCCGCCGACUCUCUAAAGACAACAACUGCCAUGAUCAGAGUUUCCCGAGGAAUCUACCAAUUACCAUUAUUUCCCAAACCUUUGGCACUCAUGCCCCCAAAACUAAUGGUCAGGAAGCAGAUGACUCCUCCACCUCUGAAGAGUCUCCAGAAGAUAACAAGUUCUUCCUCCCCGAUCAGUCUCGGUUGAAGCGAAGGAUGAACCUGAAGGGAAUCCAGCUACCAAGAGCUAAAUCCCCUGUCGGUAUGAACAAAGCAUCAGAUUUUCAAGCAAUCAGAGGACAGGAUGAAGAUGGGGCUGAUGCCAGCAACAGCCGCACCGACACCAGUUCCUCCAACCCUGUCUCCAUCAAUAACUCGGUCAGCAGCUGUGAAGUCGGCAAAAUUCAAACCCUAAGGAAUCGCAAUUACAGUAUCAUGUCCACCACUCCCGAACCACCCGGAAACGACUCAAUAGUCCGACGCUGCAAAGAAGAUGCUCCACAUAGCAGCCUUGUUGAAGAGGACAAUGACAGCUUUAGCUGUGAUACUUUGGAGCUAGAUGAUGACGGUCAUGACAGAUACUCGCACGGAGCUCCCUCAGUGCACUCCUCCUCCUCUUCGCACCAGUCUGAGGGCAUGGAAGCCUAUGACCUUGAGCAUGUCAGCUCCAUAUUUAGGAAGUUCUCUCUGGAGAGACCUUUCCGUCCCUCUGUCACAUCUGUUGGUCGCAUUAGGAACUCUUGCCAUACUGUCCAGCGAGUCACACUGAAUGGAGACAGCCUCAACUCUGAAAUCACUUUGCUUGGGGGCAAUGACAAAGGAAGCUUUAUCAGCUUUGUCAAGAUGGGAUCCCUAGCAGAAAAAGCAGGCCUCCGGGAGGGAUACCAGCUGCUUCUGCUGGAGGGCUGCAUCAAAGGGGAAAAUCAGAGUGUCCCCUUGGACACCUGCACCAAGGAAGAAGUUCAUUGGACAAUUCAGAGGUGUAGUGGCCCAGUAACACUCCAAUAUAAACCAAAUCAUGAAGGGUACCGGAAACUGUUGUCAGAACUGGAAGAAGGGCUGAUCACAUCAGGGGAUUCAUUUCACAUCCGCCUGAAUCUGAACAUCUCGAGCCAGUUGGACUGCUGCUCCUUGUCAGUGAAGUGUGAUGAAAUCGUGCAUAUUCUCGACACAAUGUACCAGGGGAAGUGUGAGUGGCUGUGCGCCAGAGUUGAUCCUUUCACUGACCGGGAUCUGGAAACAGGGACCAUUCCCAGCUACAGCAGAGCCCAGCAACUCCUUUUGGUGAAGCUGCAGCGGUUGAUGCACAGAGGCAGCAGGGACGAGACAGAAAGUUCAUACAAUACUUUACGAACGCUCCGGCACACGCUGCAGCCAGAGGAACCUGUCCCACAGAAUGACCCCAAAACCAGCCCUCGCCUGUCCCGAGCAAGCUUUCUUUUGGGCCAAAUCUUACAGUUUGUCAGCAGGUCUGAAAACAAAUACAAGCGCAUGAACAGCAACGAGCGAGUCCGUAUUGUCACUGGCUGCCCCUCUGGGCUGGCACGGACCUCUUCUGAAGCAAUGAAACUGUUGCCAGAUAAAUUGGAAGAUAUGGAUUCUGAAAGUGAAAUAAAUAAGAGCCUCAACCUGAUCCCCUAUAGCUUGGUGCGACCAAUUCACUGUGAUCGCAGGCGUCCCGUCCUCUUUACUCCCACUAUGCUUGCCAAGACCCUGGUGCAGAAGCUUUUGAACUCUGGAGGUGCCCUGGAAUUCAACAUGUGUAAGCCAGAUAUUGUAACAAAGGAAGAGUUCCUCAGGAAGCAAAGGAUAGAAACCAUCAUAUUUUCCAGAGAAAAGAAUCCCCACACCUAUGAAUGUAUCGUACCUGCCAAUAUUGAGGCUGUCACUGCCAAGAAUAAGCAUUGUCUACUGGAAGCUGGAAUAAGUUGCACAAAGGAUUUAAUCAAAGCCAAGAUAUAUCCCAUUGUUCUCUUUAUCAGAGUCUCAGAGAAAAACAUCAAGAGGUUCAGGAAGCUACUGCCAAAACCAGAGACUGAGGAUGAGUUCCUACGUAUGUGCCGACAAAAGGAAAAAGAACUAGAGGCACUGCCAUGUCUUUAUGCCUCUGUAGAGACAGAUACGUGGAGUAGCAUUGAGGAUCUCAUCCGAGUCAUCAAAGAGAAGAUUGCAGAAGAGCAGCGUAAAACCAUCUGGAUAGAUGAAGAUCAGCUAUAGAAAAUAAUAAACAAAAUGAAGCUCUUUGGUAACGAAAGGACACACCAAAGUGGAACUGGGGCUUUCAGAGGUCUCUGAUACAGUGCCCUUGACUCCUGUUCCAUCCUUGCUGGCUGAGGACUCUUGCUGCUGGCAGAAUGUAUGUGUGGAUGGGAAUUCGAGCUGUGUGUUUAACAGUGAAUGUCACAGAUGCUAGGGAUCUAGGACACGGAUCAGAAUGCUGCCACCAGCAUAGCUUCUGACCCACCAGCCUCCAUUCAGAGACUGCAGCUGUUUAACACGCGCGAAGGACAGACAUCUCAAGAGGGAGUUUGAGAGAAUUCAUUUUAUAUAAAUACAGACCUCAUUUGGCUCAUUUAACACUCCUGACGUGACCAGACAAGUGUAUCGUAUAGGGAGAGAAAGGCUGAGGGUCAGGCUAAAGGACAUAGAACCUGUGAUGUGCUCUACAGCCGAAGUGAAGUUGCUGAAUGUAUGCCAUUAAAGAAGCUGCAGGCUGCCCAGUAGCAACAGAAACACUGCCACUGAUAGCCUGAGCAGCUCUGCAGCCCUGUUUGUAUGUGCAUGUGCAGUCAGAAGGGAAGGACGGAAACCAGCCCUUGUUCCUGGCAUUAAUUAAAAUGACAGUCUACUCUUUAUUUUUAAACCUCUGCUUAACAAUGCGCACAGUAUUCUUCUGUAGUCAUGACACUCUCAGCAAAGCAGUCUCCCAAUUCCUGGUGGCAAAUCAAACCUUUACAGGUCUGUCCAUGUUUCACGUAGGCUAUCCCUGUUUUGGGUGCUGCACCCCUGUACUCAUUCAAGCACCUCUGUCCUUAACAAAUAUAUUUUAUUCCAGAUGGAGAGAAUCAGACUGACCCUCCUAGAGACUGGCUGUUUCCAUUUAGCCACUGACAUCUACAUGCUUCCCCAGCACUGCUGCUUGCCACCGUCUGUGCUCUGAGCAGGAGGGACCAGUGCCUUUUGCCAUGAUUACCAACAAAGUGGCCAGUGAGCAUCUCACUGUGCUGUGAUUUAAGUGCUGUAGAUGCUCAGAGUAAAUUUUUCAAAAAUGCUUGAGUGGCUUAGGAGCCCAAGGGCCAUUUUAAAAAGCAGCUAAGUCACAAAGCAGCCAAGUCCCACUGCAGAGCAAUAGGACUUAUGCUUCUUGGUUACAUAGGGCUUUGGAAAAUGUUGCCCUGUACAGUAGGCACUGAAUUGAAGCCACCAAAUUUCAUUUCACAGCAGCCAUCAGGAGUGACAUACGCCAUUAUUGACAUGGAAUGAAUUCAAAUCAUCAACUUAGCUUUUCAGUGGGCACAUCUACAUGUUUAUUAAUGCAUGUUAGAUACUGCACAUUUAAUUUAGUACUGCCUUAAUAAAGUACUAACUAAAUGCGCAGUACCUAAAAUUACUGCACCAGUGCACAGUUAUUUAGCUUAAUAACACUUAAUAACACUGCACAGUAGGCUGUUAGCAUGAUUUUUGCCAUGUCACGCUACCGUGCAGUGUUUUUAGGCUAAAGCGCAGUAAGCAUCCUGUGUAGACGUGCCCAGUCUGUUGUGUAUCCAGCUACCCCAGAAUCAACCAUUCCUUUCUGUUUUUCCAAAGGGAUUUUAUAUGGAAAGUGCUCUUUGAUCCUGUGCUGAUCCUAAAUCCCUGGUUCCAGUGCUCCAGGCCAGCAUGCAGCAGCUGUUAAUAAAAAAGCACAGAGUCCAAGCAAAACAUCUGGCAUGGUCACCCACACCAGACAAGCUUCUGCAGUGUGUCCUUGAGCGAAGCUUCUGAUGUUCUUGGUGUACUCGGUGCCUGCAUAUUGUGACGUGUUUGGGUCUGUCCCUGUUGGCUUACCUGACUGUGCCUAUCCUUGUCACGGUGCCCAUUAUUUUUUAAUUCAUGGUAUCUUUUAGAAUUCAUUUAUGUCAGUUUCUGUCUUACUUCCCGCUCCUGUUCCCAUCAGAUCAUUAAUGUUUUAAAGGCUGUUCAUAGCAAGUAUUUCUCAAAGAAUAGGUACUUUCUUACCCCACUGUCUCCUGGGAAGCUGCCCUCCACAGCUAACAGGAUUAGGGAGAUGAUAUUACUACUGCUACUCUUACCUCUAUUUUGCAAUUGAUACCAAUUACAGUGUGCAUGUGCAAUGACCUGCAGCCCCUCCUGGGGCAAAUGGUGAUAGCCAACUGGUGUACAUAGUAAACAUGACCCUCCUGUAACUCAAGAGAUAAAGAAAAUACCUUUUCGGGGAGGACAAAUGUCCUCCAGGGGCAUUUUCCGGAUGUUCACCAUAUCCUGAGAUUGCAGGUCUUAGUGCUGAUCCUUCUUUAUGCAGAGAGAAUGAAUGGGAAGAGAAGGAAUAGCAAUUGUGAUCAGAUGAAACAAUAGACCUAAUACUUUUUUAUAAACCAGGACAGGAGUGAGUCCAUGAAGAGGCAGAAUCUCAUUGUACCUUAAGUUCCUAUUGUGAGUUUUGAGCCUUGCUGAUACUGCUCAAGCCCUGGUGAUACUAUUGUGAAUGUCUGCUCAUGUAUACUAGUUGAGCCACACACCUUUGCAACCCAUCUAAACAUAUUCAGCCAUACAGGCUAUCAAUGUGCCUGUGGAUUUUCCUAUCAGGGUAACUGUUGGCAUCAGUGUUUGGAUUCAACAGAGAGAGAAGGGCAUGAGGUGCAAACUUGAACACGACCUACAGGUCAGUUAGUUAAUUCUUCAUUGGGAUGUAUUGUUUUAACGCCGCCCCCCCCACACACACACAGAUGCAUGUCCUUUUAGGUAUGGUCAACCUGUUCAUCAUCCUGGGGUAGCAGACAACAUGAAGCAGAGAUUGGAAUUGGAAAUGGUACCAAUUAUUAUAAAAUAGAAAUGAGCCCAGUCUAAACUCUCCAGUGCAUAAGGAUUUGAAACCAAGCUUUCCCAAAUUUCAGGGUGUCCUGUAGGUCCGAGACUAUCAUUGCUGUUCUGUGUUUGCACAGCGGUUAUUAACACGAUGGAAUUUUGUUUUAUGACUGGGACUUCUAGUUGCUACUUCUGUACAGAUUAAUAAUAUUUCAGUCCAUUAAAGAGAAAUUCAAGCUGCAGGCCCAGGUUCAAAUUGGAAUUCGGGGUUUGGACUACGCCCAUCUACUGAAGACACAUAUGAAAACCCAUUGAAUAUAUGUACAGUAGGUAAGCUCUGUUUCCAUCAAAGUCUCUUUAAAUCAAUCUGCUGAAGGUUUUUAGAUAGAAGCUGGAAACAUUUCUCAACUUUGUUCAUAUCUUAAGUUAGACUGAGUUUUCCAAAACUCAAGAUAUCAUGUCAUGCCACUUGACACACUAUUUGUCAAUAAAAGCACUUAUAGCAUAGAGAAAUAACAGGCUUUUAAAAAUAUACUGUUAGAAAAUCCAUUUCCUCAUUCCUUUAUGAGAACAAAACUGAAAAGCCCAUUGAA